UCCAUAUCGUCACGCUCCGUUCACGUGACUUAUUUCUUAACUCCUAUGGAAAACUCUACCUCUCUGAAACAAGAAAAGGAAAAUCAAGAGCCAGGGGAAGCAGAGAGAUUAUGGCAAGGAGAGUCAGACGUUUCUCCCCAGGAGCCUGGUCCCCCAUCACCUGAGUACCGGGAAGAGGAGCAAAGGACAGACACCGAACCCGCACCCAGAAUGAGCCCCUCUUGGAGCCACCAGUCUAGAGUCAGCCUGUCUACGGGAGACCUCACCGCUGGACCAGAAGUGUCAUCCUCCCCUCCCCCUCCUCCUCUGCAGUUUCAUUCCACUCCUCUCAACACUGAAACUACUCAGGAUCCUGUAGCUGCAUCACCCACAGAGAAGACCGCUAAUGGAAUCGCUGACACCGGGACACCUUAUUCUGAUCCUUGGGAAUCAUCUUCUGCUGCAAAGCAAUCAACUUCUCACUACACAAGCCACGCCGAGGAAAGUACUUUCCCGCAGUCUCAGACACCCCAACCUGACCUCUGUGGGCUAAGGGAUGCCAGCAGGAACAAGUCCAAGCACAAAGGGCUGAGAUUUGACCUUUUACAAGAGGAAGGCUCAGACAGUAACUGUGACCCAGACCAGCCUGAGGUUGGAGCCAGUGAAGCAGCCCAGAGUAUGCUUGAGGUGGCCAUUCAGAAUGCAAAAGCCUACCUGCUGAGUACCAGCAGCAAGUCUGGCUUAAAUCUAUAUGACCAUCUUUCUAAAGUGUUGACCAAGAUACUAGAUGAGCGUCCUGCAGAUGCUGUUGACAUCAUUGAAAAUAUAAGCCAAGAUGUGAAAAUGGCACAUUUUAAUAAAAAAUUAGAUACACUCCACAAUGAAUAUGAGAUGCUUCCAGCAUAUGAAAUAGCAGAGACACAAAAGGCACUUUUUCUCCAGGGACAUUUGGAAGGUGCUGAUUCAGAACUGGAGGAGGAAAUGGCAGAAAGUUCUCUGCCCAAUGUGAUGGAAUCAGCUUAUUAUUUUGAACAAGCUGGAGUUGGUUUGGGGACAGAUGAGACUUACCGAGUAUUCCUCGCCCUCAAGCAACUUACUGAUACACACCCAAUCCAAAGAUGUCGCUUCUGGGGCAAGAUCUUGGGUCUGGAAAUGAACUAUAUUGUUGCUGAAGUGGAAUUUCGUGAUGGUGAAGAUGAAGAGGAGGUGGAAGAAGAAGGGAUAGCUGAGGAGAGGGACAAUGGAGGAAGUGAGGCCGGUGAAGAGGAGGAGGAGGAAUUACCGAAGUCCUUGUAUAAGGCCCCACAGGUUAUACCUAAGGAAGAAAGUAGAACGGGUGCCAACAAGUAUGUCUAUUUUGUUUGCAAUGUGCCUGGAAGGCCAUGGGUAAGGUUACCAUCAGUUACACCUGCACAAAUUGUCACUGCAAGAAAAAUCAAGAAAUUUUUCACUGGGCGACUAGAUGCAGCUGUCAUAAGCUACCCACCCUUCCCAGGAAAUGAGAGCAAUUACUUAAGAGCACAAAUUGCCCGCAUUUCAGCAGGGACCCAUGUCAGUCCUCUAGGAUUCUAUCAGUUUGGUGAAGAGGAAGGAGAGGAAGAAGAGGUGGAAGGUGGUCGAGACAGCUAUGAGGAAAACCCUGACUUUGAAGGCAUCCAAGUGAUUGACUUGGUGGAGUCUCUAUCCAAUUGGGUUCAUCACGUGCAGUAUAUUCUUCCUCAGGGUCGCUGUAAUUGGUUCAACCCUAUACAAAAAGAUGAAGAUGAAGAAGAGGAAGAGGAAGAAGAUGAAGAAAAGGGGGAAGAACCUGACUACAUAGAGCAGGAAGUCGGACCUCCUCUUUUGACACCAAUAUCUGAAGAUUUGGGGAUUCAGAAUAUACCCUCUUGGACAACACAGCUGUCUUCAAAUCUCAUUCCACAGUAUGCCAUUGCUGUCCUUCGCUCCAAUCUUUGGCCUGGAGCAUAUGCUUUUUCCAAUGGCAAGAAGUUUGAAAACUUCUACAUAGGCUGGGGUCAUAAGUACUGUGUGGAGAAUUACACACCCCCAAGCCCACCACCAGUUUAUCAAGAAUAUCCCAGUGGACCAGAAAUUACAGAAAUGAAUGAUCCCAGUGUGGAGGAGGAACAGGCUUUCAGGAUGACACAAGAGCCAGUUGCACUUUCAACUGAGGAGAACGAAGGAACUGAAGAUGAAGAUGAGGACGAUGAGGACUAAUACAAAACUAGCCCAACCUUUUAUGGCACUAACACACACAAAUCUUUUAUGGGGGACUGAUUUUAUAGAUGCAUAUAUUGAAUACACACACACACAUAUAUACACACAUGUGUGUCUAUGUAACACACACACAUACAUACUUUGAAGAUGAUGGUACAAAAUAUUCCUUUAAAGUUACCAAGUGUGUGGGGGGGCAGGGAUGAUAAACAGAUGUCUCAGUGUUUAUAAAAAAAUUUUGCUCUGAGGACAGGAAUCCAGUUGCUAGGACCUAUGUCAGGGGGCUUACCACUACCUGCAACUCCAAGUCUAGGAAAUCUAAUGCUCUCUUCUAUCCUCCACAGGCACAGCACAUGUGCAUGUUUGCUAACACAAGUAAAUCUUCCAAAAAGAUUUUAAAAGCUAGAUGUGGUGAAAUAAACCUUUAACCCCAAUACUUGGGAGGCAGAGGGAGGAAGAUUUCUAUGAGUCCAAAGCCAGCCUGGUCUGGAUAGCAAGCUCCAGUGAAGCAAACACACACACACACACACACACACACACACACACACACACACACACACACACACAACACGAAUGAUAUUGGAAACUGUAUAUAGAACUGCCAGUAUUUACAGAAAGUAGCCAGUGGAUUUUCCAGAAGCUCACCACAUCACCGUUUUAAUGAAUAUAGCUUAUGUAAUUAACACUUAUAUAAUCAUGCUUUGAAAAGAUCUCAAUUUCUGUUUUCUUUUUCUCCUUGACAGGGUCAAACUAUAUAAUUCUGGCUGUCCUGGAACUCGCUAUGCAGACCAGGUUGGCUAUAAAAUCACAUAGAGAGGCCUCUGCCUUUUAAGUGCUAGGAUUGAAGGUGUGAAUGUUCAAAGUUAAUUUCCAACAUGGCAAGUAUUGAUUGCUAUAACUCACAAUGCUUCUAGGAAAAUUCCAGUUUUUGAGUGUCAAGGGAUAUAGAAUGCAAAACUUUGAUAACCUGGACUAGAAAGACUCAGUGGUUACCAGUACUUGUUACUCUUGCUGAGGACCUGGGUUCGAUUCCCAGCAUCCACAUGAUAGCUUGAAAUCAUCAGUUCUAAGGGAUCUAGUAUCCCUUUCUGACAUCCAUGUGUAACACACACACACAUGCAAAAUACUCAUAAACAAACCUCUAAUAACCUAAAGCAUUUAUUUUAGCCUGUCAGAACUGGAUGGAGAUGUAUUAAAUCUGUAGUUGCUUGUGCUGAAGCCAAUGAAACUGUGUAUAAAUACUGUGCAUGUGCACGCAUUCUCUUUCCUGGGUGAGUGUUCACAAUUCCAUAAGUGGAAUAAAACCUGUAAGGGCAUUCAAAUGUUUAGAGUUUUUGUUUUUCCCCAACUUCUCCAUCAAAUUUCUUCUUCAUCCUAAAUUAGUCAGUGGAAAUGAAUUACUUAGAGAUGGGAGGUAGUGUUAUCCAGACACUUUAGACUUACGUUCUCUAUCACUC
Messenger RNA from Mus musculus (house mouse), 3650 nucleotides. RefSeq names its product radial spoke head 4 homolog A (Chlamydomonas) (gene Rsph4a). The transcript has 6 exons. NCBI's taxonomy places the organism in Eukaryota, Metazoa, Chordata, Mammalia, Rodentia, Muridae. The record is from RefSeq and is marked validated. Gene Ontology annotation, cellular component: extracellular region; axoneme; radial spoke. Gene Ontology annotation, biological process: cilium movement involved in cell motility; cilium movement; axoneme assembly. Bases 46 to 2196 code for a protein of 716 amino acids.